AUGCAGGACCAGAAAGCAGAUAUCCACAACUUCUCAACCUCACCAUCCCAGCAUCGACUACCGACGGUUUCCGCCAUUGAAGCACUACAGAACAUAUCCGCCAAAUGUAAAGGAAUUUCCUGUAGUCUCCCAGUGCUUGAUACAAUCCUUGCCAACGGAAGCAAUAGGCUCUCAAUUGCCACACCUGGAAUUCAAAGGGGCCAUGUUACUGAAGUCUACGGGCCACCAGGGGUAGGCAAGACCACCUUCGGCUUGCAAACUGCUGUCAAUGCGAUUCACUCCAGCCACAAACAAUCCCAUGUCCUGUGGGUCGACACAGGUUCUCCCUUCAUCGAAGAAAGAUUGGACGACAUGAUGAGCUCGUACACUAUUCCCAGAGAUGCGGAAGUCCGUUCAUCACCACCAGAGCCUCUGGACACUGAGUUACUUCUGGACGACAAGUUUACCCGCCUGCACGCUUACACGCUUCCUCGUCUGUUGACAGUAUUUUUGCACCCUCCUCACUCCUUCCCCUCGUCAAAAACGUGUUUAAUUGUGGUUGAUGACCUCUCCAACCUCCUCCUUGGGUCAUUUUCGCGAAAUCCAAGAAAUAUCAAGGCCUCCGCGCCGGCGGCUGUGAAAGAGAAGUUCGACAAGCAAGCCGUGUCGAAACGCUUUCAGAUUAUAGAAAAUCUCGGCGCUGCAAUGUCAAAAAUGGCCGCCAUCAAAAACAUUGCCAUUCUGGUCUUGACCAACACGACGACGAGCUUGCGAAAUCGUAACCGGGCGACUCUGAAAGCGGCAUUGACCAGCCAUGCUUGGGAUUCCGCUGUCCAUACCCGAAUCAUGCUCUACCGGGAUUUCGCCGAUGAUGGACAAUUCAUCGAUAUACUGGGGACCGAGUCUCCGGGUUUGCGGUACGCGGAGGUCCAGCGAAUGGCCUGGAAAGACCUUUGCACGAAUCCAGUCCCAUUUGCUAUCUUGUCCAAGGGCCUCUGCCAACUGAACCCAGCCUCUUCACCUGGCGAAGCACUUGGGGGUGCUAAUUCCGAUGAGGAGGCCAAGCUAUUCAGUACUGACAAGGAAGACGACGUCCCGCUUCUCCCGGCGGAACUUUCCCAGCGAAACCAAGGUGAGAUGCCCAUACUGUCUAAAAAAAGGAAAAUCAUCGAGAUCGCCGACAGUGAAGAUGAGGGCGAGGAAAAUGGCACUGACGGGCUGUCGGAUUUGGACGAGCCCGAACUUCCACACAUGGAAUUGGUAUCUCGUUCAGUAACGGAUGAGAUGAUUCUCGAAACACACGAAACGGCACUGUUGAGGAGAGAGAGAUAUGCACGAAUCAAGGGCUCGGAGGACGAGAUACCCAUCCUGUCGUCGGAUUUAGUAGAAGACGGCGAUACCCCUUCAUCUCCCGAAAAAAUGUCCCCUUGA
Fonsecaea erecta is the source of this 1410-nucleotide messenger RNA. RefSeq lists its product as hypothetical. Gene Ontology annotation, cellular component: Rad51C-XRCC3 complex; Rad51B-Rad51C-Rad51D-XRCC2 complex; replication fork. Bases 1 to 1410 code for a protein of 469 amino acids. Gene Ontology annotation, biological process: meiotic DNA recombinase assembly; reciprocal meiotic recombination; DNA repair. NCBI's taxonomy places the organism in Eukaryota, Fungi, Ascomycota, Eurotiomycetes, Chaetothyriales, Herpotrichiellaceae. The record is from RefSeq and is a predicted model, not a curated record. Gene Ontology annotation, molecular function: ATP hydrolysis activity; ATP-dependent DNA damage sensor activity; crossover junction DNA endonuclease activity. The transcript has a single exon.